Aspergillus bombycis is the source of this 1605-nucleotide messenger RNA. RefSeq names its product ankyrin repeat domain-containing protein. The record is from RefSeq and is a predicted model, not a curated record. NCBI's taxonomy places the organism in Eukaryota, Fungi, Ascomycota, Eurotiomycetes, Eurotiales, Aspergillaceae. The transcript has a single exon. Gene Ontology annotation, molecular function: protein binding. Bases 1 to 1605 code for a protein of 534 amino acids.
AUGGCCAUUAGUACAGAACACCGAUCCUACACGGACCUUGAGGAAGAACUAGAGUCAGAGCAUAGCUUUCGAAGAACUGUGGGGGAUUUAUGUGGACUCCUCCUGGUUAUCAUUGACGAAAAGAUCUACCUACUUCAUCAGACCGCGAAGGAGUUCUUGGUCCGUGACGAAUUGGUGGCGCUGCCUAGUACUGAGCCCUCUCUUUCUAACACAUGGAAACAUUGUCUCUAUUCAAAGGAGUCGAACAAAGUCCUUGCCGAAAGAUGCAUUUGGUAUCUCAGUUUAGCCAAUGAGGAAAUUCACAGAGACCCCUUCUUCACCUAUAGAGCCCAGUAUUGGCCUUUAUAUUUUCGUGAAUCUUGCAUGUAUGGCAUGGAUACAAUAGCAGCACAGGCGCUGUAUCUUUGUAAAGCAAAAUCCAACCAAUACAAGGCUUGGUCACGGUACUCUCCAGCGCCCGAUUGUGUGCAGGAUGACUUAACUAUAUGUCGCUGGCUCCCCCGCUCCCCCACACAUUGCAUACUGUCUUCUUUAGGAUUCGAAGCAUUAGUGAUCUUGCUUCUCAAUGGUGGCGGAGUGGACAUGAAUGUUAAGGACCCCGAGUAUGGGCGCACGCCACUAUCGUGGACCGCAGGACAUGGGCAUGACACAAUAGUCAAGCUCCUGCUUGACGCAGGUAAAAUUGACCCAGGUUCUGAGGACUAUUCAGGAAAAACGCCAUUAGCAUGGGCUGCAAGGGGUGGACAUGAUGACGUAGUCGAGUUCCUUCUUGAUUCAGGAGAGGUUGGCCCAGACUCCAAGGUCAAGUCUCAAGUACUUAAUAUUUCAGCAGGAAGGUCUAGCCCAGGCCCCAUGAUCAAGGUGGACGAAACGCCACUAUUAUUAGCUGCCAAGAUAGGACAUGGCACAGUAGUCAAGCUCCUGCUUGAUACAGGCAAAGUUGACCCAAACCUCAAAGACGACUUAGGAUUGACAUCACUAUCUCAUGCUGCACAAAAUGGGCAUGAGAAGGUGGUAAAAAUCUUGCUUGAUGCAGAGAAUGUGGAUCCAGAAUCUCAAGACAUGUUAGGAAGAACACCGCUAUUAUUGGCUGCAAUGAAGGGCAAGGAAUCGGUUGUGAAUCUUCUGAUAAUAUCUGGCAAGGUUUACCCAGAGUCUAGAGACUAUACGGGCAGAGCACCAUUAUCAUUAGCUGCAGCACAUGGAUAUGAGCGUGUUGUAAAGCAGUUAUAUGAUACGGGGAGGGUGGAUCCUGACUCCAGGAAUGAGAAUUGUCGCACACCAUUCUCAUACGCUGCGGGAGCUGACCCGAACGCACAAUCAACCAUACAUUAUCUAGGAACCGGAAUGUCCAGCAACAAGAUACCGUCUAUUGCUGUGACAUAUGAGCGAGAAAGGCUAUCAGCUCUGCAAGUGCUGCUGGAAAUUAAAGUGGUGAACGUUGAUUCGAGGGACAUAUUUGGACGGAUUCCUCUGUCUUAUGCUGCGGCAGCUAAGUGGCGAGGUCGACAGCUCAUAGAGGUGCUGCUUAAAACAGGGAAGGUGGAUGUUGACUCAAUGGAUGAGGAGGGACGCACGCCACUCUCGUACGCUGUAGAAUCAUGA